Messenger RNA from Dufourea novaeangliae, 5150 nucleotides. RefSeq lists its product as uncharacterized. NCBI's taxonomy places the organism in Eukaryota, Metazoa, Arthropoda, Insecta, Hymenoptera, Halictidae. The transcript is spliced from 22 exons. Gene Ontology annotation, cellular component: membrane. The record is from RefSeq and is a predicted model, not a curated record. Bases 312 to 5150 code for a protein of 1612 amino acids.
AGGUGUAUCGAUAUCUUUGGCGUAUCGAUAUAUUGUUUGCAUACCUACUUGCAUGGCAAGAAGCUGCUGCCUUGGAUGCAUGCAUGCAACAGCGGAGUGCAGCCCGACCAGAUCGAAUUCUCGUUGCAACGUUCUCCGGUUUCCUUAAUCACGUUUUUUUCUUGUGCGCUGAAUAAUGCAUUUACAGUGAGACCGUUUUAAAGAAUGUUACCUUUAUUUCAUGACUACUUACGAUAAGAAUGAGUACUGAAAGAUGGUGUGAUACGAGUUUGCUUCUUUAAUAUUUUCGUGCACGCGGGAUACAGUUCAUUAUGCUCGACCAAUGCAAAGCCAUGAAGAUGAGCUUCUCCUUGUCUUCGCUUCAGCCAUUAGGCCAUGGCUUGGACAAGCAUGGCCAAGCGGGGAUAGCAAUAGAAAGACCAUACAACAGUCUCACAAAAAAACGGAAAGAUCCAAAGCAAUUUUCCAGUCAACGUUUGUGGACAAAUCGUGAAGACUGCAAAGAUGACUUCUGGGCAGCAAUACGAUCUAAUUAUGAUUAUAUUAUGGAUACUAAUUUAAUUGAUAGUUGUAAGGAAGCUAAUGGUGAAUUAACAUGGGAUGAGACUGAUGUAUCUACACAAUCAUGGAGUUUAAAAGAAGUUAGUAGUCAAUUCUCAGAACUAUAUACAUGGCUUACAGUUCUACAAGAAUUGGUUUAUUCUAAGGAAGAAAAUCUGUUAGAUAAAAGCCUGCGUGCGGCUCACAUGGAGGAGCUGCGACGUAGGGCUUACAGAAGAAAGUUAUUCAAUGAACAAGCUGCAAAAUUAGUGUCACGUGCCCCUGCUUUAAAAGACGAAGUAGCGUGGCGUGUUGACCAUUUGAAUGCGAAAUGGGAAUUAGUUGAACAAAUUAUGGCACCUGUUGAGCGGCCCAUAUCCAAUCAGCAGGAUAUAUCAGCGGAUUUUGAGCAUGAAGUGAAGUGUUUGAGAAAAUGGCUCCGUGAGAUGGAGUCUCGUCUCCAACCUUUGAGUUUUCAUAUCGACUGGACUUUAGCAGAAUUGGAGGAAAAAGCAGUGGAACAUAUGGUACUCCAACGAGACAUAGAGGCGCACGGUCGAAUCGUCAGCUCGGUCGUCAAACUGGGCGACAAAGUGUACACGCAACAAUUAGAGAAACAACAGGAACAGGAGAAACAACAGCCGCAAGAAGAGGAACUAGACCAACGGGAGCCGCCGCAAGCCUUGCGAAUCGUACGAUCUCUGGAACGUCGUUGGCAUUUGCUGUUUCUACGUGCCUUGGAAUGGCAAUGCCACAUCGAAACACUUGUAUCACGAAUAAGCAGCAAGAGCGUAGUGCCUUACCGCUGCAGUAGCGACAGCGACGAGGAGCCAGUCACGAAGCAGCCCCGACUCAGCCGCAGACACUCGCGCGGCUCUGGAAGGGAAUCCCCGGGUCAGUCGGUCCGCUCGACGCGAUCCGAACGCUCGAAACGCCACAGAGCGACGAGAUCACGGUACUUGGAGGAUCCAGCCGCGACCAGAGCGGAUCUAUCCGACACAGACGCGUCUUCCGAGAAUCGAUCCGUCGGCGAAGGAUCUUACUUCGAGGAUGAAUUAUGUCAGCUGUGUGUGAUGGACGCAAAGUCCGACGGAGCGGAGAAUUGUGAGGAAACCGAUCGAAUCGCGUCCACGUUGGGCGAUCAGGGUGAGGAGGGCGAUAUCGAGGAGGACGCAGUCACGGAGGACGAAGAGGACGACAUGCCACCAACACCGGAGACCGUGCCGGUGACAAAUUCGACGGGAAUCGAGGAAAGUUGCGACCAGAUCGACGGUAGACCCGGAAACGUGGUGGGACAAACGAACGGUAGUCUAGCUAAGAAAGAGACAGCGAAACGCCGUAGAACGACAGAGGAGGCCGCCGCCUCUUUCAACACAUCCGACCGGAAGUCGAAGAACUGCGCGACCUUUUACUUCCGUCACCUGGACACAGACUCCGAGCAGAACGAGGAGGCCGCGAUUGUCGCGGAGGACUCGUCCGAGGAAGAGUGGACAUACACAUCCGCGAACGACGCGUCAGAACAGCGCAAGACGAACGUCCUGGUGCGACUAGAUUUCGGCGAGACGCCCAGGAACAACAGCAAUCAGCGACGCGGCAACGAGAUCGCCAUAAGAACCUCAACCGUUAGGCCCGUGAAAGAGGUGACGAUGGAGUGCGUGGACGAGACCCCGAACGAAACCGACGCGUCCUUGCAGCGCGAGAAAGAGGACAGCGACGACGAGACGCGCAACGACAAGACCAGCAUUCAGAGGUUGAUCAAAGAGGUCGAGAAGCUGGUCGGUGAAGAGAGGCGAGCUGGUGUCCCGAAGACGUUUCCCCAGCUCAUAUUCGACGAUAAGGCGAUGACGAACAAUCAUCGUGCCAAGUACGCAAGGAUCAAGGAGUGGUUGAAGUUGAACUCGGUCCGUGGGCACGAGGGACGACUGUCCACGUCGCAGCCGUUGGAUAGCUGCGAUGCGAGCGGCGAGUACACGACUGAGGAGUCCGACGGGGAUAGGCAGUCGGUCUCGUCCGAGGAUCUGCAAAGCAGCGUAGCGACUUACCGACGUUUCGAAGGUGCCCUCGGUUGCACGUCCCAGUCGGUGUCGCAAGAGAUCUUCGACGAUCCGGAGAAGACGCCGGUGAACGAGCCGAAUCCUAUCUUGGACGCGAGCACGCCGAAAGUCGUGAUGCGUUCGAAACAAAAGACGAACGGUCCCAGGCCCUGGAGCGUCUCGUGCAUCUCGCAAAUCGGGAACAAACCCGGCAUGAAUCAAACGAACGAUCCGAUUUCGCAGUUCUCGAUCUCGGAGACUGCGCUCCAUCAGCUGAUCGCCACGCCGCCGACAAAGUCUGCGUCCCUAGAUGCCACGGGAUCACGAAAGUCGUUCAACAAUUCAACAUCCACGCUGAUGGAGGAGUCGAUCAUGUGCCAUGAUGGCCGGGUUGUUCGGAACAGCUCGUUACGCCGGAAGAAGAGCAGACUGCGCAAGAAGAAUCUGGGCCGCAAAAGUGACUCGAGCUCGGAGGCGGUGAACGCCAACAAUUCCGCCGGGAGCGACGGCAGCUCGUCGAAUCAGCAACGAUCGACACGAAAAAUGAGCGGCAGUCGUUCGAUACGCACGAUCUCACGUGACUGUCACGGACGGUUGACGACCCUGGUAAAGUCCGGCUCGUUCUCCGGGUGCACGGCUCAUCAGCAGCUCUCCGCCGAGAGGACGAUCGUCAGCGACCCGACGCCGCCAUUCAGGUUACCGUGCUGUAUCGCGGUGGCUUCCGCGUCCGAGACCGAGGCCGAGGAGCAACGUAACUGCACGCUCGCGCGUUUCACGUACGAAGACGGGCUCCUCGACACCGUGCUCGCCGGCAAACAGCUGUCCAAUCAGCAGCUGAACGUCGACAGCGACGUCGAGAUGAACAGUCUUGGGAACAACUCGUUCUCCGAGCAGGCCUGGGAUAACUACCAGGAAAAGUAUAUGAGCGAACCGUACAGCGAAGCGCCGGAUGUAGAAACCGCUCGACGAUUGCUGGAGUUUGGAGACGAUUACCGAAACUUCCUCGAUAGUCAGUCCGAUUGUGCCUCCAGUAUGAGCGCAGUCCCCACUAGUUCUCCACUGCCUAGAAGUCGUAUACACCAUGAAGUCACCGAUACCACGGAAGACAGCGACAGUGAUGUGGAGGACAUCCGGAACGUGGUGGAGAAAUCGCAGUCGCAGCUCGUGCUCGCUGAAAAUCUGUUCCUGAGGUCGAAUACCGGGGUGAUGUCUGAGGAUUAUCAGAGAUUGAUUUGUUCUUUUAUGUUCCAGCCGGAGGUGGAGUGCGCGUGCAGAGAAAAUCUGAGGUGUCUUCACGCGCUAGUGGAGUCCGUGAGCAAUUCGUUCCGAAGCGAAAAAUAUGUGAAACAAAUCCGUGGUACAUUGGAAAAGUGGGAGUCGUUAACUGCCAAAGUCGAGGAAGCUCAAAUGGCUCGCACGCUUCACCGCGAAUUAACAGCGUUACGAACAGAAUUCAAAGCAGCACACGACAGACUCUUCUCGUACGAGAUCGUUUUGGAGCAGCCCCACAUAUUGGACGAGAAGGUUAACCGAAUUACGACCGAGCUGGCUGCGUUGAGGGAUCGAAAGGCGGCGAUGCUUGCGCUGAACGUCUCGACGCACAGACUGAUCACCGAUCUCGGUAAUUCGGCUUCGGUGAUAUUCACCACCUUGAAAGACGGGGUCGCGGACCUGUACCGUGUCUGGGACGAGACUUUCCAAAAGGGUAAUCAACAAUUGUGCGCCCUACAAGCCGUCCAGCAGUUUAGUAUUCGUUUGGCGGAGCUACAGUGCGCGUUACGAAGGGACAAGGAUACCCUUGCAGUUUUGGAUGUUGCCCUCCAGGCAGGGGCCACGUCCGAAGUGGCUUCAUCCGUACGUCACGUCGCCAGGCUACUGUCCGAGAAACAAGACAUCAAUUGUCAGAACGGGACAGUGCUGAAAGACACGACCACAGAGGAGGUGGGCAACGUGACCGGAACGAAAUUCGGCGACGCGUCGCCGACCAAUCUGACGCAGGAAGGUGGCUCGCUCUCGGACAGCGGGAUCUCCGACAGCGGUAGCGAGCAAGAGCUGAGCGAACGUGAACGACGGCUGGCUGCUCUACGCCGUUUGACCCGUAGCCUGGAGAGCCAAUUGGCGCCGGGCAGCGAGGCGCUCACUGAACUCUGGAAGAGAGUCGAGGACGCGGAGACGGAGCUACGUGACCUUCAAAAGCACUGCCGCGAGCUGAUCGUACGCACUGCGGCCAGCGUGGAGGCGCGCGCGGCAAAACGGACCAGCAGCCAGGUUCACCACUUUGCGGACAAACGCAAGAAGGCCAGUUCGAUGGAGAUGGCGAAAGGUGGCCCGGAGCGGAUCGUUUCGAUCGCGGCGAAAAGCGGGGCAACCGACGCCGGUGAUCCGGACAGCGAGCCAGGCCUGCCGCAGAAUUGGGUCUGGCGGAUCCUGAGGGCGGCGUUGCCCUUCCAGCUGGCCCUGGUCGCCCUGUUCUGCGCCGCCUGCCUUCUCGAGCCCCAUUGCUGCGAGGCGGCGAACACGCUGAACCUGUCUCUCACGCCUCAGCUGCGGUACGUCCGUGGCCCGCCACCGGUCUGA